This is a messenger RNA of Oryctolagus cuniculus (rabbit), 1162 nucleotides long. NCBI's taxonomy places the organism in Eukaryota, Metazoa, Chordata, Mammalia, Lagomorpha, Leporidae. The record is from RefSeq and is a predicted model, not a curated record.
AUGGGUCAAGAUUUUCUGCAGCUGAACCUCACCCCACCGUUGAUCCCCAUGUCCGAGGACUGCCUGUACCUCAACAUCUACUCGCCUGCACGUGCCCGUGAGGGCUCUGACCUGCCUGUGAUGGUGUGGAUCCAUGGUGGUGAGCUGACUAUGGGCAUGGCUCCCAUGUAUGACGGUUCUGUGCUGGCGGCAUUUGAGGACGUGGUGGUGGUCACCAUCCAGUACCGCCUGGGAGUCCUGGGCUUCUUCAGCACUGGAGACCAGCACGCCGCCGGCAACUGGGGCUACCUGGACCAAGUGGCCGCGCUGCGCUGGGUCCAGCAGCAUAACGCCCACUGUGGAGGCAACCCUGGCCGGGUCACCAUUUUUGGCGAGUCUGUGGGUGGCCUGAGUGUUCCAUGCAUGUGCUGUCACCCAUGUCCAAGGACUCUUCCACGGAGCCAUCCUGCAGAGUGGGGUGGUCCUGCUCCCCCGCUUCAUCACGAACUCGUCUGAUGUGAUCACAGUGAGUCCCCUGCACUGCAGAAGCCCCAACAGCUUCUCCAGGACCUGUGGCCUGUGACUUGAUGGGAGAGACAUGGGAGAAAGGUCGUGUGUGAGCAGGGCAUCGGGGAGGGAGGACUGAGGUUGGCAGGGAGAACCUGGAGAACCGACCUGCUGCCUCACCUCUUGUCUCUUAGCGCCUCUGUUACUCUGUCUAUUCACUGAGCCUAGUAAGGACCACUGGGAGCCUCAGAGCUGGCGCCUGCCUGGAAUUGUGAAGGGUGGGGGGGUCGGCAUUCACACGGCUCUGCAUCUGCGGUGAUUGAGUUUGCUUGUGCCCUGCCACGCUGUCACCCUGGGGACCUUCAGGGUGGGCACAACCAUCUAAGCAGCUGUGCUGGUCACCCUGACUGGUACCUGUGAAUUUAGGGGAGUUGGGGCAACAUCAAAACUGCACAAUCAGGGCCAGCGCUGGGGCUCAGUGGGUUGAAGCUGUGUCUUGCAGCCCCAGCAUCCCAUAUGGGUGCAGGUUCGAGUCCUGGCUGCUCCACUUCCUAUCCAGCUCCCUGCUAAUACGCCUGGAAAGCAGCAAGGGCCCAAGUCCUAGGGCCCCUCCAUCCAUGUAGGAGACGCAGAAGAAGCUCCUGGCCCAGUCCUGGCUAUUGCAGCCAUUUGUGUA